AGACACCACUCUCAGUUGUAAGACACUUCCUGAAUUUAGGUGCCGAUUGUCUUGAUAUGUUGAUUGUAUCCUUGGAAGGUUAGCAUGCAAUAGGCCUACAUAUAAUUUUAAGGUAUUCCAGUUAAGAAAAUAAUUUGAAGAUAGCAGUUUGACGGCUUGACACCUACCAUGGACUAUUGGAGUGCCUUGGAGGUGUAUAAGGAGAUGCUACUUCUGUACCUGGAGGAGGGCAAGCAGCUGGUCAACACUCGCUGUAAGGAGCUGGAGCCAUGGCUGAUCAUUGGAGCUACACUUAUUUCCACACUGGGGGCAGUCUGGCUCAAAGGCUUUCUCUUUCAGCAAGAAAGCCUCACAUCCCGAAUCAAGAAGCAGUGCUUUCAAAUCAUCAGAAAAAUACCAUAUGUUGGCACAUCAAUUCAGACCCAGCUUAACAAGGCCCUGGAUGACAUGUCUGUGAGCCUUUGUACCCUGAAGGAGGGCAUGAGCUACACCAAACAACUGCCCUCCAAAGGCCUGAAGCAUGAAGAGGUCCUAGACAGGAUCAAAGAGUACCAGUCACUGAAUGAGGUGGACUGGGAGAAGGGGAAGGUAUCAGGUGCAGUCUACUGGGGAGAUGAGAACCUCACCAAACUUCUAGUGAAGGUUUAUGGUGAUUUUGCAUGGAGUAACCCACUUCAUCCAGACAUCUUCCCCGGUGUCAGGAAGAUGGAAGCAGAAGUUGUGAGAAUGACAUGUUCUCUCUUCCACGGUGGGCCCAAUUCCUGCGGCACAGUGACCUCAGGAGGAACUGAGAGUAUACUGAUGGCCUGCAAGGCCUACAGAGACAUGGCAUAUGAGCGGGGUGUGAAACACCCUGAGAUCAUUGCUCCAGUGAGUGUGCAUGCAGCCUUUGACAAAGCAGCAAACUACUUCGGAAUGAAGUUGGUUCACAUACCCCUGGAUAAGAAGACGAUGAAAGUGGAUGUUAAGGCCAUGAAGAGAGCCAUCGGUAGGAACACUGCCAUGCUUGUGUGCUCGGCCCCGCAGUUCCCCCAUGGAGUCAUGGAUCCUAUUGAGGAAGUAGGAAAGCUGGCUCAGCAAUACAACCUCCCCCUGCACGUGGACGCAUGCUUAGGAGGUUUCCUCAUCGUGUUCAUGGCAAAGGCUGGCUUCAAGCUGGCUCCAUUUGACUUCAGGGUAAAGGGAGUGACCAGCAUUUCAGCAGACACACACAAGUAUGGCUAUGCCCCUAAAGGAUCCUCAGUGAUCCUCUACAGUGACAAGAAAUAUCGACACUACCAGUACUUCGUAGCCCCGGACUGGCAGGGGGGUAUUUAUGCCUCCCCAUCGGUGGCAGGGUCCCGGCCUGGUGGCAUCAUUGCUGCAUGCUGGGCCACCAUGAUGCACAUAGGAGAGAGUGGCUACGUAGAGACUACCAGGAAGAUAAUUGAGACGACACGCACUAUCAAGAUGGGAGUCAGUAAGAUAGAGGGACUGUUUGUGUUCGGCGAUCCGGAAGUAUCUGUGGUUGCGUUGGGUUCUGACGUCUUUGACAUCUUCCGUCUAUCUAACGCACUGACAUCUAAGGGUUGGAAUCUGAACACACUACAGUUCCCAUCAAGCAUCCACAUUUGUGUGACCGUACUGCACACACAGCUAGGUGUGGCUGACCAAUUCAUCAAUGACGUUGAUGAGCUGGUGGAUAUUAUAAUGAAGAACCCUAAUGAGAAGACCACUGGAAUGGGAGCUAUCUACGGCAUGGCCCAGUCCAUCCCUGACAGGUCCAUGGUGACUGAAAUUUCCAGAGGCUUCCUAGACUGCCUCUACAGCACAGAGGUGGCCAAGACUAGCCACAUGAAUGGAAAUGGAAAGGCGCACUAAACCCUGAUUAAAUCUGCUAUGGCCUGAACCCCCCAUCAACACUGGGUUAUGAGCCCCCCCUCACUUUGGUUUGCUUGCCAACGUCAUCUAACGGUUGCCUUAUACGGCCCACCUGUAACACACUUGCCCAUUUUCAAAGAAGAAGGCACAAGCCAUGUUUUAAAAAAUAGGGAAGUGAAAUUGUUGAAAUACCUUUUAAGGCACAGAGAAGGUAUGGCUUAAACCACUUAGAUGAUGUCUCUGUGAUUAUUUUUCAUGUCAUAGCAUCAUGUGUGUGUUUCUUUAACUAUACAGUACUCAACUGUUUUUAUUUACAAACUCGUACAAAACCUUUUCAUAUACCAUUAUACAAGUACAUGAAUUACUAUAUUACGUAUUACUUACUCAUAUGAAUAUCGACUGAAUGUCUAAAAUAUUGAUAAUAGGUCAUCUAUUUUCCAUUUUGAAGACCAAGAACAUUUAAGCAUGCCAAUAAAUUUACUAUAAUAUGCUUUAGAUAUCUGAACCCAUAAGGGAAACCUUUACUGCCCCAGUCUUCAAUCCAGAUGUUCAAUUACCUACAGUAUGAAGAUUGUUAAAGUAUAGUGGUUAGAAUGAUCUUACUAUAAGAUUACAGUUGAAUUUACAAUCAAAAACGAAUCAAGCUCUUGUAUUGUUCAAUAUGGAAACAUGCAAGGACCACAAUCCUUUUUUUUUAAAAGUACUUCCCCAGGUACUUAUUGAUUUAAAAACUUAACUGUAGUAAUCCUGUGGGACUAUUUGGUUUUUAUUGUAGAGUGAUAUCCCAGCAAUGGCCAUACUACAUAGUAAACUAGACAUUAUGUAUUUAGAACUCCUCUUACUUGAGGAUUCAUAAAUCUUUCCUAUGUUGGUUUACCAGUGGUUUAGGAGCAGAAAUACCGAAUGUAAUACAAAUUAUAUUCUCUGUAUAGUCGCAAUACAAAUACUGUCUACACCUUUUUUUGUUUGUACUGUAGGUUAUUCAUUAAGUUCUCUACUAAUUGUAUCUACCUCAGUUUCUGUUCAAUGCAAAUGUGUUGCUUAAUUAACAACUUAAUUUGCAUUUACAUGUAAGGCUUCUCAAUCCCAGUCUGUUUAGCAGUAUUUAACUUUUUCAACCAAAUGUUAAUGCAUGGCAAUUGUUCUGAAAUGCAAUGAUACUGGGAUGAAACGGUUUUGCAGCACUUAAUUCCCUAAUUUAACACCAAAAUAACCUUUACAGAUCUCCCAAAUGCUUUUCCAUUUGUGCUCAUAGACAAACUAAUGCUUUAAUGUUUUUGUUUUCCUUUUGUGUAGUACAUAUUUGGACAACCAUUACUUUCUGGCAUGGAAGGGAGAGCAAGAAAGGAAUUAGUCCAACAUUUAUCAUUAUACUGAAUGAUGAUAUGAUGACCUUAAUCAAAACUAUAGUUCCCAAGACUUGACUAUGUGUGUGUGACCACUGUUUUUCAAUCAUUUUAAUCUGUCAUCAACGUUCAUGCUGUGGGGAGGCACAUGCAUUAGCUGAGCUCUAAUGCAGGACAGAGUCUCUUGUAUGGUCCCUACUCUCACUGACCCAUUUGUCACUUUAAAAACAUUGAUAGAUUCCAGCUUUAAUCAGUGUGUGAUUAAAGAGCAAGGAUAAAAACCAGGUAGGGCAGGUUAAUUCCCAAGUCAUGGAGCUAAAAAUUAUAUAGCUGAUAUAGCUCAUCCAUAUUUAGGAAAAGUGUGUCUUUAGUGAGAGUUUGGUGGAGCCAUUUAUGGGGAAAUGUCCACUAACAUGUUCCAAUGACCAAGAGAGGAAUUUUAAAUACUCAAUAGCACACCUAACGCAAACAUGUUAUUAACUCGAACUGUUCUGUGUCAGCACUUGAAUUAAUUGCUGCUUACCACACCAGAAUAUAUAGAUUGUCAUGAAACAGCUGUUUGAUAUCUAUGGCACAAUGUUCACAUUCAUAAGUAGCAUUCACCUGUAUGCCUUCAGAGGCCAGAUUGAUGAGGGCUAUUGGGUAAUGUGUUUAGAUCAGCCUCAGGGAUUUGGCUUCAUAACAUCAAGCCCAGUAAGGUCCAGUGCUCUUUUUUAAAUGUAAAUGUUGUUCCUUGAAAUAUAUAAAUACAUUUUGUGGAAAAUGUAGAAAUAUAGUCGUCAUGUGGUUGAUACAAAGACAAUUGUUUAACGAAUUUGCUUCUGUGAGUUGUAUUUUUUUGGAACAAUUGUUGCUCCAUUAGUUCAGUUACAAUCAGAAAAUGCUUCCAAAUGGUGUUUCCUCUGUAAAACAAUUUAAAUGGUGUGCACACAGAUGUGGUAUUUCUGAACAGUUACAUUGUUGUAGGAAUGAAUUCACUAUGACAUAAAUGGUUUACAGCCUACAGGUUUAUGAAGUUUCUUUCAGAUGAAAAAAAUAAACAAACAACUCGUUA
Molecule: messenger RNA, 4260 nt
Organism: Osmerus eperlanus (European smelt)
Lineage: Eukaryota; Metazoa; Chordata; Actinopteri; Osmeriformes; Osmeridae
Gene: sgpl1
Product: sphingosine-1-phosphate lyase 1
Exons: 14
Coding region: 169-1860 (563 amino acids)
Biological process (GO): carboxylic acid metabolic process; sphingolipid catabolic process
Cellular component (GO): endoplasmic reticulum
Molecular function (GO): sphinganine-1-phosphate aldolase activity; pyridoxal phosphate binding
Source: RefSeq, a predicted model, not a curated record